AUGCCUUCCUUUUGGAACAACAUUGUCUUUAGCCUUAAGGUUUCCGGUCCUCUUAUUCCGGUUUUGAGAUUAGCUGAUGGUGAGAAAAAGCCUCCCAUGGGAUACAUUUAUGCGGCUAUGGAUAGGGCUAAAGAAGCCAUUGCAAAAUCAUUUGGGGGAGUAGAAGAUAAAUACUCAAAUAUUUUUGAAAUAAUUGAUAAGAGGUGGAAUGUUCAACUUCAUCGCCCUUUGCAUGCAGUAGGUUAUUAUUUGAACCCAGAAUACUUUUAUUCAAAUCCAAAAAUUGAAGAAGAUGAAGAGAUUGCAAAGGGUUUGUAUGCAUGCAUUGCAAGGUUAGUCCCGGAUGACAAAGACCAAGACAAAAUUACUGAGGAGCUGUCCUUAUAUUCUAAAGCUGAGGGCCUCUUUGGUAAUCGCUUUGCUAUUAGACAGAGAAGUACACGAGCACCAGCUAAUUGGUGGGAAGCUUAUGGUAAGUCAACAAAACUUCUCCAAAAGUUUGCUAUAAAGGUUUUAAGCCUUACUUGCAGUUCUUCUGGUUGUGAACGAAAUUGGAGCGUGUUUGAGCAUCUUCAUAACAAGAAAAGAAAUAGGCUCGCUCAAACAACGUUGAAUGAUUUAGUGUUCAUCAAAUAUAAUAGAGCAUUGAGGCAUCGAUAUAAUAUGCGUGACACUCUUGAUCCCAUUUUACUCGAUGACAUUGAUGAGAGCAACGAGUGGUUGACGGGGAGGAUGGAUGAUUCUGAUGCAGAACAUGAUCUAGUCUAUGAAGAUGAUUCCUUGACAUGGGGUGAUGUUGCUAAUUUUGCUGGUAUUGGAGAGGCUAGCAGGCCGCAACGGUCUACUAGAUCAAAAUCUAGUUCUAGUUCACGGUUACCAACAAAGGGAGUAGGAAGUUCUCCAGUUCAACUUGUGGAUGAGGAUGAGGAUGAGGAUGAUUCAGAUGAGAUAGAAGAGGAUCCUGAGAAUUAUGAAUCAUUUAGUGACGAUCAAAAUGAUGUUAUGCUUAUUGAUGAAGAGGAUGAUAUUUAGAUUCGUUGGUGACUUGGUGUUGUCUUCUUAGGAAGAAAUAAUGUUUACAUUUGUUUUAGUUUUAUCUUAUAUUUCUCCUUAGUUGACUUUUGUAUCUUUAUGUUAAUAUGUUUGAUUAUUCACUGAAUCACUGUUGAACUCAAGUACUUGAUUUACUUGGUUUUGGCAUCUUUAUGUUGAAUAUUUAACUUAAGUAAUUCAUUUAGUUGACUUUUACAUCUUUAUAUAUACUAUUGCAUCUUUAAUACUUUAUUGGGUGGGUUUU
Cornus florida is the source of this 1297-nucleotide messenger RNA. RefSeq lists its product as uncharacterized. The transcript has 3 exons. The record is from RefSeq and is a predicted model, not a curated record. Lineage: Eukaryota; Viridiplantae; Streptophyta; Magnoliopsida; Cornales; Cornaceae. Gene Ontology annotation, molecular function: protein dimerization activity. Bases 1 to 1032 code for a protein of 343 amino acids.